AUGCCUAGCAAAUUCACUUGGAGGGAUUUACUAGCUUUAAACUCUAAAGAACAAUCAUUUAACACACCAUUAUCAUGUAUUUGUCACAUCGAUAUCAAUGCCUUUUUUUCGCAAUUUGAACAGCUCAGGUGUAAAUUUACAGAAAAUGAUCCUGUUGUUUGUAUUCAAUGGAACAGUUUAAUUGCUGUCUCGUAUGCAGCUAGGAAAUAUGGGAUAAAACGAAUGGAUUCAUUAGAAGAAGCCAAAAAAAAAUGUCCAAAGUUAAUUCCAAUACAUACAGCGGUUUUUAAAAAGGGCGAAAGUUUUUGGUCCUAUAAACCAUUUGGUUAUAACAUAGACCCCUCCAACCACAAAGUUUCUUUGGAUCCGUAUAGAAGAGAAAGUAGAAAGAUUUUAAAGUGUUUCCAAAAGUACUGUGAUCAAGUGGAAAAAGCUAGCGUCGAUGAAGCCUUUUUAGAUUUGGGUAGGAUUAUUUUCAAGGAAAUUAUGACCUGCAAAUUUUUUGGAAAAAUACAAAACACAUUUAUCCAUGGAGAUUAUAAAUUGGAUGAGAAAUUACCUGAUUUAUUUGAUAUAGUGAGCCAUAAUAGUAUUGAGAAAGAUUCUGAAGAAUACUGGAAAUUUCUGGGCGACGUAUUUAACCCUAACAAGAGAUCAAUUUUUGUCGAUUGGGAUGAUAUUUCUAUACUUAUAGGGUCCAAACAUUGUUUUAAAAUACAGCAAAUUAUUAGAAAUGAAUUUGGGUAUAUGACAUCAUGUGGGGUUAGUAAUUGUAAAAGUAUAUCUAAAUUGGCAUCUGAUUUCAAGAAACCAAACGGCCACACAAUUAUAAAAACAAAUUGUCUUGAAGAUUUUUUAGACCAGGGGAAAUUUGAAAUAACUUCAUUUUGGACUUUUGGCGGGAUUAAGGGCAAAGAACUUGUGGAAAUAUUAGGGUUGCCUCAAGAAAAUAGCAUAAGUUAUAUAAGAGAAAGUUGGCCCAAUUCGCAUUUAGAACUCCUGGAAUAUUUGAAAACUAAAUUGCUUGCUUUAUCCGAAUUUAAAACUUAUAGUAUCAAAGUAGAGUCUUCGCAAGAGUGCGAACUGGUCUGCUUGAAACUUUAUCUAUUAACAAGGGGGCAAUGGAAGGAACUAGUGAACCCUAAACCAGUAGUAAAAAAUAUGUCAGCAGUCAAAAAUAUGCGCGGAGGCACGUGCGCUUGUCUACAAGAUUGUUAUUCCUGGCUAAAGGUGUUCUGUAGUGAGUUGAGCAGUAGGGUUAACGAAUUAGAAAAGGAAUAUAAUAAAGCCAUUAUCCCUAAAACUAUCCAUGUUGCGUUUAGAGGGUGCGAAAAGUACCAAUUUGUCAAACGCUCUAAAAGCAGUGGCCUACUGUUAACAAGUUCCAAAACAACCUAUGAAGCGCUAUAUAAGAAUGCUAUAGAAUUAAUGCAGGAAUUAGACAAGGCUUAUAAACAAGUUAUGUAUCCGUUAACCAAUUUAAAUAUGUCGAUUUCAAAUAUGGAAAUACUAAGUGCCGGUUCGUCAGUAAUAGAUUUAUUUCAAAAGAAUAUGAACACAAAAAAUACCAAUGAUAUCGUAAACACUAAAGAUUGUGGAGCACCUUUGGAACAAGCAACAAAAAAAGACGCUAUUGCUAGUGAAGGUGCUUCAUUUUACCAAUGUGACCAAUGUGACAUGUCAUUUAGUGAAAAAAAAGAAUACAACGAACAUGUGGAUUACCAUUAUGCUAUGAAGCUUUCUGAAAAUUUGAAUGGAGCUGAUGAAUUUUCCACAUCAUUAUCUUAUGGUGAAAGGUUACUUUUAUUUGGUAAUAAAUCAAAUCAUAACAAUAGUAUUAGUAAUAGUAAUAAUAAUAAUAAUAAUAAUGGUAAAGUGCUGAAGAAGAAAGUUGAGACUGCGACUACCAAUAAAAAAGUUGGUAUUCUUAAAUAUUUUGAUACUUAA
This is a messenger RNA of Saccharomycodes ludwigii, 1947 nucleotides long. It is a transcript of the gene RAD30, whose product is annotated as DNA-directed DNA polymerase eta. Gene Ontology annotation, biological process: error-prone translesion synthesis; response to radiation. The record is from RefSeq and is a predicted model, not a curated record. Bases 1 to 1947 code for a protein of 648 amino acids. The transcript has a single exon. Lineage: Eukaryota; Fungi; Ascomycota; Saccharomycetes; Saccharomycodales; Saccharomycodaceae. Gene Ontology annotation, molecular function: damaged DNA binding; DNA-directed DNA polymerase activity. Gene Ontology annotation, cellular component: site of double-strand break; replication fork; nucleus.